CUCUCGCUCUCUCUCUCUCUGUAUAUAUAUAUAUAUACACACACAGGUGCUGGUCAUAUAAUUAGAAUAUCAUGAAAAAGUUGAUUUACUUCAGUAAUUCCAUUCAAAAAGUGAAACUUCUAUAAUGUAUACAUUCACACAGACUGACAUAUUUGAAGUGUUUAUUUAUUUUACAGUUUAUGAUUAUAACUAACAGCUAAUGAAAACCCCAAAUUGAGUAUCUCAGAAAAUAAGAAUAUUGUGGAGACACCUCUAAUCAGCUGCUUAACUCAAAACACAUGUUAAGGCCUUUAAAUGGUCUCUCAGUCUAGUUCUUGUUAUGAACGGAACAGAGGAUAGGACCCAAAAAUGCACGACUCCAAAACAAAAAAGGGAGGUUUAAUAUACGGGCAGAGGUCGGUACACAGGCAGGCAAUCCAAAAAAGGCAACAGUGUCCAAAAACAUGAGGCAAAAAGGCGAGGUCGAUAAUCGGAACAGGGUCUAAUCUUACUGUGAGUCUGUGACGUGGAAACAAGGAAUGCUGGAACGCAACGACAAGGUACAACGAACUGGCGACGAGAGAGAAUGAGACACGAGGUUAAAUGCAAGGGGUAAUCAGGGUGAACGAGGCACAGGUGGUGAAGAUGCUCUCCGGAGCAGGUGUGUGUGAAACAGGGGGAAGACAAAAACCGGAACACACACCCAUGACAAUUCUGCAGGCUCAUGACUGCUGACCUGACACUUGUCCAAACGAACACCAUUGACACCUUGCACAAGGAGGGCAAGACACAAAAAGUCAUUGCUAAAGAGGCUGGCUGUUCACAGAGGUCAGUGUCCAAGCACAUUAAUUGAGAGUGCUGGUGUUGGUCCACAGUGUUUCCUUUGGUCCAAGGUCAAUGCAACCGUCUACCAGGAAGUUUUAGAGCACAUUUUCCAACUGGACUUGGCACUGCACACAGUGCCAAAGCUACCAGUACCUGGUUUAAGGACCAUGGUAUCCCUGUUCUUGAUUGGCCAGCAAACUCGCCUGACCUCAACCCCAUAAAAAAUCGAUGGGGUAUUGUGAAGGGGAAGAUGCGAUACGCCAGACCUAUGCAGAAGAGCUGAAGGCCACUAUCAGAGCAACCUGAGCUCUUAUAACACCUGAGCAGUGGCACAGACUGAUCGACUCCAUGCCAUGCCACAUUGCUGCAGUCAUUCAGGCAAAAGGAGGUCCAACUAAGUACCUCAACGCACCCGGCUGUCAAACUCCUGAUGUUUGCAGAUGACACCACUGUCAUCGGCCUCAUCAUGGAUCGUGACGAGUCUGCAUAUCGACAGGAAGUGGAGCAGCUGGAGCUGUGGUGCAGCUGACACAACCUGGAACGGAACACGCUCAAGACUGUAGAGAUGAUCGUGGACUUCAGGAGGCUCCUUUGCCACAGCUGCCCCGCACGCUGUCCAGCUGCCUUGUGUCAACCGUCAAGACCUUCAAAUUCCUGGGAAUUACAGUCUCUCAGGACCUGAAGUGUGGGCGAUCAACAUCAACUCUGUCCUCAAAAAGGCCCAGCAGAGGAUGCACUUCCUGCGGCUUCUGAGAAAGCACGGCCUGCCACAGGACCUGCUGAGGCAGUUCGACAAAGCGGUCAUCGAGUCACUCCUGUGUUCUUCCAUCACAGUCUGGUUUGGUGCUGCUACAAAAAAGGCAAACUCCAAAUGCAACGGACAAUCAAAACUGCUGGAAAGAAUGUCUGUACCCCCCUACCCACCCUUGAGCACUUGCACGCUGCCAGAACUAAAACAAGAGCGUGCAAAAUCCUCUCGGACCAUCCACAUCCCGGUCACUGGCUCUUCCAGCUCCUUCCCUCAGGUCGGCGGUACCGAUCAAUGCAAACUAGAACAAGCUGACAUUCCAACAGCUUCUUCCCUCUUGCAAUCAAACUUCUUAAACAGCUAACCUACAAUUCCAUUGCAACAUGCUGCCAAUUUUUUUGUCGAGUUUGUUGUCACAUUUCUGUCGGGCCAAUUAUAUAUUACUCAUGCACUCACUGUAGUAGUGCACUGCACUAUUUGCAGAUCUGUUGUUGACUAAUAAUGGCCCCUCAUGCCAGAGUAGCAUCUGCACCACUUGCACACUGACUGAAGAGUUUAUGCAACAUUUGCACAGUCAACAUUGUCCCAGAUUAUCGCACUACUCGUCCCCUUAAACUGCUUACAUUCCUUGAGGUCUCGGCGCUCUUUGCACAAUGGUUAUUGCACCGGACUAUUGCGAGAUUAGUCAUUCGAACUGCUCUAAGUGCUAGAGGACUCUGCAUCUUUCUGCACAAUUGUCAAAAAAACAAAAUAAUUUGUACCGACAUUACCAGAUAACUAGGAACCCUUUAUUGCUCAGGGAGCUGGAGGUGGCAGAAAUGAAGAUGUUGAGGUUCGCUCUCGGAGUGACCAGGUUGGAUAAAAUUAGAAAUGAGCUCAUCAGAGGGACAGCCAAGGUUCGAUGUUUUGGAGACAAAGUUAGAGAGAGCAGACUUCGAUGGUUUGGACACGUCCAGAGGAGAAAUAGUGAGUAUAUUGGUAGAAGGAUGAUGAGGAUGGAGCUGCCAGGCAAGAGAGCUAGAGGAAGACCAAAGAGAAGGUUGAUGGAUGUCGUGAGGGAAGACAUGAUGGCAGUUGGUGUUCGAGAGGAGGAUGCAGGAGUUUGGCUUACAUGGAAAAGGAUGACGCGCUGUGGCGACCCCUAACGGGACAAGCCGAAAGGAAAAGAAGAAGUUGAAAUUUUUGCAGAUUUAUUGAAAAAGAAAAAAUGAUAUAUCACACAACCAUAAGUAUUCAGACCCUUUGCUGUGACACUCAUAUUUAACUCUGGUGCUGUCCUUUUCAUCUGAUCAUCCUUGAGAUGGUUCUACACCUUCAUUGGAUUCCAGCUCUGUUUAAUUAUAAUGAUUGGACUUGAUUAGGAAAGCCACACACGUGUCUAUAUAAGACCUUACAGCUCACAGUACAUGUAAGAGCAAAUGAGAAUCAUGAGGUCAAAGGAACUGCUUGAAGAGUUUGGAGACAGAAUUGUGGCAAGGCACAAAUCUGGCCAAGGUUACAAAAACAUUUCUGCUGCACUUAAGGCUCCUAAGAGCACAGUAUGAAUAUUCUCAACUUCUGUGUGAAUAUCUUGAAAACUGCGUUACGUUUGUCUAAAAAACAAAUGCGCGUGCCCGCUGAUCCACAUACGCACUUCCAACAAUUCCCAAGCCGAAUUCAAUAUUUACAAAUGAUAAUUCAUGAUAAAUGCACACACAACAUAAAAAAAACACGUGUAAAUCGCGGAUAUAUUUAUGGAUUUGAAAAGCACGUGUAAAUCGCGGAUAUAUUUGUGCAAAUAAUUUUGAGAGAAAUCUCUCCCCAUCUUCCGAACGUUCCGGAGGGUCGAGAGCGCGCUUGGAGCCGAAUUCUGAACGUACCCUCAAUAACGCCUCCGCCGCAGCUUUUGUUCCGUGCACGUUUUCUCUUUAUGUAACCAUACGCGUUUCACUCAAUAAUUCUUCUCGAGCGAUGACCGAACGGACUGACGCCAUACAGUACGCCCACCGCGACUUUAAAUGAUGGAAAUAUCAUUCGUUAAAUCCUUUUGUCCCAAUAAACUCAUCUCUGUGCGCGUUGAAGCGUCCCCGCCUAGCUUAGCUUUAGCUUACUUUAGUUCGCUAGCCGCUAACGGAGAGACCCGUUUGUUAGCAAUUUUUCGCUAAAGAGAGACCGUGUUUGAAAAUGUGUGCAAGUACAACAGCAAAGUACGUGAAAGAACUUUGUGGAAUAAAAGAAGAGAACGAGCGACAACGUCAAGUCGUGGAAGCUGUUUGGAAGCAGCUUCGUGUUGUGUUACACAGAGCAGUCCAGGUCCUGCAGGAGCAAGCAGCCCAAGACCAUCAAAAUAGCACCACCAUGACAUCAGUAAAAAACAUUUUCAUCUUGAGCAACAGAAGCCAGAGUCCCCUCACAUUAAAAAGGAGGAGGAAGAGCACCUUCUCAUUAAAGAAGAGGAGCCAGAGCCCACCUACAUUAAAGAGGAAAAGAAGGAUGAUAUCACCAAAUUGCCAUCGUACUUUGUCCCUUUUGAAGAAUGAAGAUGAAGACAACAGUCGGAGUGAGGAGAACAAAGGGGCGGAGCCUCCAAGCAGCAGCUCAAGUCGACAUAUGACAACAGAAGGUGAUGGAGAACACUGUGGAGGAUCGCAAGUAGACAACCUCAUAGCUCCACUUUCAGAUAGUGACGACACCACCUCACACUUUGGUGAUGAUGAUGAUGAUGACGACUACUCUAUUGGUGAUAUGGCAUGUCAGACUGACAACAAAUGCUGGGAAUGUUCUCAGUGUGGGAAAACAUUUAGUUUAAAAGGGAAUCUGAACACUCACAUGAGAAUACACACUGAAAAAAAAAAAUGUGUCUGCUCAGUUUGUGGUAAAAGAUUCUCUUAUAAGGACUGUUUGACAGUACACAUUAGAACACACACUGGAGAAAAACCUUUUGUCUGCUCUGUUUGUGGAAAAGGCUUCUCUCAUAAGGGAAAUUUAACAGUGCAUACAAGAACACACACUGGAGAAAAACCUUUUGCCUGCUCAGUUUGUGGUGAAAGAUUCUCUCAAAAGAUAAGUUUAACAAUGCACAAUAGAACACACUCUAAUGGUGGUAUAGAAUAUCACACUGACAACAAAUGCUGGGAAUGUUCUCACUGUGGGAAAACAUUUGGUUUAAAAGGGAAUCUGAACGUUCACAUGAGGAUACACACUGGAAAGAAACCUUUUGCCUGCUCCGUUUGUGGUAAAAGAUUCUCUUAUAAGGACUCUUUAACAGUACACAUACGGACACACACUGGAGAAAAACCUUUUGUCUGCUCAGUUUGUGGUAAAAGCUUCUCUCAUAAGGGAAAUUUAACAAUGCAUACAAGAACACACACUGGAGAAAAACCUUUUACCUGCUCAGUUUGUGGCGAAAGAUUUUGUCAAAAGAUAAGUUUAACAGCACACACUAGAACACACACAGGGGAGAGACCGUUUACCUGCUCAGUUUGUGGUGAAAGCUUCUCUGUAAAGUCAAAUUUAACAAUCCACACAAGAACACACACUGGGGAGAAACCUUAUGCCUGCUCAGUUUGUGGGAAAAGAUUCUCACAAAAGAUAGGUUUAACAAUGCACACAAGAACACACACUGGGGAGAAAACUUUUGUCUGCUAAGUGUGGCAUAAUAAUGUUUAUUGGCCGGCACGGUAAUCGACUGGUUAGCACAUCUGCCUCACAGUUCUGGGGACCGGUAUUCAAAUCCCGCCCCACCUGUGUGGAGUUUACAUGUUCUCCCCGUGCCUGGGUGGGUCUUCUCGGGCACUCCGGUUUCCUCCCACAUCCCAAAAACAUGUGUGGUAGGUUAAUUGAAGACUCUAAAUUGCCCGUAGGUGUGAAUGCGAAUGGUUGUUUGCUUCUAUCUGCCCUGCGAUUGGCUGGCGACCGGUUCAGAGUGUACCCCGCCUCCUGCCCAAAGAUGGCUGGAUUAGGCUCUGGCAGCCUGCGACCCUAGUGAGGAUAAGCGGUAAAGAAAAUGGAUGGAUGAUGUUUAUUGAAAAUGCAGCCGGACAGAAAAAGGGUUUUAGGGGACUUGCAGAGUAGACAAGGGGAAUAGGGGUGCAAAUCAAUAGUAAGUCUAAAUAUUUGACCACAAAUAACAUUACAACAGUCAAAUCGUGUUCUUAUUUGUGGGGGACACCUGGUGAGGACAUGCAACAACUAACCAACAGAAAGAUGAGAGAGGACAGAAAAGGGCAGUACAGGACAGGAUGUGGGAAAUGAGCAAGGCAGUGCUACUGAUGAGUGGUGGUAUUAUUUUUUUUUAGUGUCUCAACACCUGUAAGAACCUGUGAGUUGAUAUCUUAAUAUAACCCAUGUUAUUAUUAGUGGUCCCAGCACAAGAAAUUAAAGCCUAUAGCGUGCCUAUGGAAUUUACGAGUGAAUGAACACCAUAUCACAUGCAUGUUAGUCAACUGGUGUAGGAAGUUGCUGAGCCGGCAAAUUGAGGAAGGGUGGGCUCAGUCCCCUCACCCGCAAGGGGGGGCCAACCCAGCGAGCCCAUCCCGCGGGGGACCCAGGGCGGUCCCCAAGCACAACUGAAGCGCCCCGAUCAGUCCCAAAGUGAGGGGCAUGGGUACUUGCUGUGCACGUCUUGAACACUGAGGGGCAGUGUGGUGCAAGCAAUGAGAUACUUGCAGUAACAAAGAAAGAAGUCACGAUCGAAUAGUGUUAAUAUAAAUCGCUUUUUUUUUAACAGAGUUUGAACAACAUAUGCCUGAGAGUAUUCUUAUAUUCCCUUUUUGUAUGUGUCCAUACAGCGUUUGUGUACCAUCAUUCCUUGUUUUGAGAGAUGCAUGUGCUGUGAGUUUGAUGCAAAUUUUUGUUUGCUCGUCACUGGUGUUUUUCUUUCAUUGUGUAUUCGGGUUGAGCUAGCAAUUUUUAUGAACAAAAACGAGACGGUUUGUGAUGUAUUUGAAUAUUCAAUAGGUGCAAUUAUUUUGUUAAGUGAGUUUAGUUUUAUAGUGAGCUUCAACUAGUGUCAAUAAACGACUUUAAGCAAGCAACA
Phyllopteryx taeniolatus (common seadragon) is the source of this 6569-nucleotide messenger RNA. RefSeq names its product gastrula zinc finger protein XlCGF17.1-like. Gene Ontology annotation, cellular component: nucleus. The transcript has 3 exons. Lineage: Eukaryota; Metazoa; Chordata; Actinopteri; Syngnathiformes; Syngnathidae. Gene Ontology annotation, biological process: negative regulation of transcription by RNA polymerase II; regulation of immune system process; regulation of cytokine production. The record is from RefSeq and is a predicted model, not a curated record. Bases 3716 to 5179 code for a protein of 487 amino acids. Gene Ontology annotation, molecular function: DNA-binding transcription factor activity, RNA polymerase II-specific; RNA polymerase II cis-regulatory region sequence-specific DNA binding.